UAGAGCCGUGUCUUGUUGUCGCGCAGAAUAAAUGCGACCCAAAAGCCACCACGCCUAGCCUAGCACCGCAUCCACCACCACCCUUCCUCCCUCUCCGGCCGCGGCUCUCUCUCUCUCUAAAAACCUCGUCUUUCUAGACCUUUCUUUCGCCUAUAAAUAUGAGAAUGCUUCUCUUCUUCUCUUGCAGCUUCUUCUUGUAUCCUAAGUUUGUUUUGAUUUGACAAAUUGCCCACACCGUAGCUUAGUCUUGAAAAAGAACACAGUUAGACGACUCCUCUUAUAAAUAUCACCAUCUUCUUCCAUCAAAGCUUGUAUUUGUCUCUCAAUUUUCUGCCCAUUUACGCAGGGUGAAUCUUGUAUUGGAGGCAUAGUUUCUCCAUGGGAGAGGCCCCAGCUUUCACUGUUGAUGAUCUGCAGAAUGGGUAUCAGAAUGGAUUUGGUUUUAAAUAUAAGGACUGUGAAACAGCCAUUACCAUACAAGAUAAAACUUACGUCAUUGGUGGUAGUGAUGAUGAAUCUGAAUCGUCUAUUGGAGUUCGAAUUUUUGACAAAGCUACUGGGAACUGGGAAAUUCCAACUGUGCUGGGAACAAAGCCCAAGCCAUGUAAAGGACACUCAGCUGUGCCAUUGAACGAUGACCGAAUUUUGAUUAUUAAGAAGGGAUCAGCACCAGAUGACUGCAUUUGGUUUCUUGAGGUGGAUACUAAGUAUGUUAGGGAGCAGAAGAAAGAUUUGGGGACAGAGGUUGUGGCCUGGAGUAAGGGUGUGAGGGGCAAUGUUGAGAGGCCAGUUGUCAUAAGUGGUCCUUCAGGCGUAGGUAAGGGAACGCUAAUAUCAAUGCUCAUGAAGGAAUUCCCAUCGAUGUUUGGAUUUUCUGUAAGCCACACGACUCGAGCUCCAAGGGGUAUGGAGAAAGAUGGAGUGCACUACCAUUUCACUGAGAGAAGUGUUAUGGAGAAAGAUAUAAAAGAUGGGAAAUUCCUCGAGUUUGCUUCUGUUCAUGGGAACCUUUAUGGAACAAGUAUUGAAGCUGUUGAGGUGGUUGCCGAUGAAGGGAAGAGAUGUAUUCUUGACAUUGAUGUCCAAGGGGCGAGAUCCGUGAGGGCUAGCUCUUUGGAUGCAAUUUUCAUUUUUAUCUGUCCACCCUCAAUGGAUGAACUUGAGAAGAGACUUCGUGCAAGGGGUACUGAGGCAGAGGAGCAGAUUCUUAAGCGACUUCGAAAUGCAGAGGUGGAGAUGGAACAAGGAAAAUCAUCAGGCGUCUUUGAUCACAUCUGUUAUAAUGAUAAACUUGAAGAUUGCUACGACAACCUCAAGAAACUCUUGGGGCUGGAUGGAAAUACAAUACCAACCCAAAAAUCUCCAGCACCCCAAGGGAUUAAUCUGCUUGCAGACCAUUUGAUAUCAAAGAUCAGUAAUAAGAUCAUCAUAAAAUGUGGAACACCAGAAGUAGAGAAGGGAUCGAAGAGCUUGAUUGUCUUGGAUGUAUCCUCACUCAAGGGAGGGUCACCUGGACGAACAAGAGGACUUGAUGUGUAUGAAAUCGACUCGUUCUCAGAUGGAUUGAAUGACAUCAAUCAGCUAAGCUAACGUCUGGAGCCCUCCGUAAUUACACUAACUUGGUUUUCUCAAGUUCAUGAUUUACUUCCAUCUUUACUCAUAACUAAAAAGAGGGAAUGGUGACAAAAAGGCUCUAGAUGUGAAUUCGCCUAAUAAUCGCUCUUUCUGGAUUCAUGUUCGUUUCCAUUUUUUUCAUAAUCAUUCUUUGCCUUGUUUUAGAAAAGGAGAUGACUUGGAUUAGCAUUUGAAAGCAACAUGAUGAGCCUCCAUGUGUUUAGAUACAGCUCCUAUUGGCAACUAGGAAUUGUUAAAUGCUUGCAAGCAAUUCUUUCUUUCUGCCUUUUUUAGCCA
This is a messenger RNA of Manihot esculenta (cassava), 1911 nucleotides long. RefSeq names its product guanylate kinase 2. Gene Ontology annotation, molecular function: protein binding; GMP kinase activity. The transcript is spliced from 10 exons. NCBI's taxonomy places the organism in Eukaryota, Viridiplantae, Streptophyta, Magnoliopsida, Malpighiales, Euphorbiaceae. Gene Ontology annotation, biological process: purine nucleotide metabolic process. Gene Ontology annotation, cellular component: cytosol. The record is from RefSeq and is a predicted model, not a curated record. Bases 379 to 1590 code for a protein of 403 amino acids.